Molecule: messenger RNA, 975 nt
Organism: Penicillium subrubescens
Lineage: Eukaryota; Fungi; Ascomycota; Eurotiomycetes; Eurotiales; Aspergillaceae
Exons: 2
Coding region: 1-975 (324 amino acids)
Source: RefSeq, a predicted model, not a curated record
AUGGCUCAGCAUCCUAUGUAUGCUCCAGCGGGAAACUCUCCCGUCAUUCAUCGACCAAGGGCGCCUUCGGCACCUCGAGCCUACCCCAGGGACAACCGCCAGCUCGUACCACUGGGAACCAUAGAUUUUGAAGCACGCGCUCAGUACCAUGGAUUUUCAUCCCCUAUGGAUAGCCACGGCCACAUGAUUCCUCAGCCCACUGGAAGAGUGUCCUACCCUCCGGCUGGACAGCCAAUUACCCCGGUCCCAAUGUACUCUGACUGGAACCCAUCCCCACACAUGUCGCACGAGCCACUGCGUCAUGAUAUUAGGCCACUAAAUCCCUCGGAGAGCCCGGAAUAUAUUGUGGAGAGAAACAGCCGUCGAGCCUCGGAUGCCAGCCGUGGAGGAACCCAGUACAUUUCCCAGAGACGGUCCUCAAACCGGGAUGAAUUUGAUGGCCCGCACCAAAUCCUGGAUGCGCCUUCCUCUCGGAACCUCCCAGCCCGGGAGGAGGAGCUGCCCCAGCUCCCUACUAAUCUCGAUGCCGCAGAACAAGACAGAAUCUUACACGAAGUCAACGACCGCCUGUCUCAGUGCGCGUUUGACUUCUUUGCGAGAUAUCAGUUCCCUAUUCCCAUAGAACAGGACAAGAGGCGGGUUCAGGUCCCCUCGGACCGGGAGUGGAAUGAAUGGGUGCACCUGCUGAAGAGGCUGGCCACUCGUCGGCGCAUUCCCCGCCAUGCCCUGCACAAUGGCCAAAUCAAGCAGCUCAUUACUGUGCUGGAAAACUCCCUGGAGAUGCGCCACGCUGCCAAGCACAGCUCUCGACCCGUCAAGGAUGACCGUAAUGUGCUGCAGCUCAUCUCGGCUGGUACGCAGGUUGCCAAAAUUCUCAAGGACUCUAGCGCUAUGCAGUUCUUCGAUUGUCUUUAUGUUGACACGGAGAAACUGAUUAGCGAACGCCGCCGCCGGGUGAGAUUCGCGGACCACUGA